AUUAUAGAGUAUAGUAUCAUUCAGGAUUUCUUUUGAAUCUGGGUUGAUUUUGUUGGUUUCCAUUGACUGAGUUACUCUAUCUACCACUAUUGUUCCUACCUCGAUUACUAUAUUCUACAUUGGUUAAUUGACUCAAGUCACUAUGUCCGACCGUGUUCUCAUCGCUGGUGGUGGAUUAGGCGGUCUUGCUCUGGCGCAGGGUCUACGAAGGAAUAACAUUCCCUUCUUGGUGUUAGAGCGAGACGCGAAGCAGGAUUUCCGCGCACAGGGAUACAGAUUACGAGUAUCCCAGGAUGAUCUGCCGUCUCUUCUCACGCCGGAUAUAUGGUCGCUGUUUGAGAAGACUGCUGCUAUCGAUGGACCCCCGGGGUCUGGGGCGAGAUUGGAUGCUGUCACUGGGCAGCCGUUUCCCUCAGGUGCUCUGGGGGGUGGACCGCCGCCUGGGAUUCAUGGACAGUUGAAGCCGUUUACGGUGGAUCGCGGGACGAUGCGCGAAGUGCUUCUCACUGGGCUUGGAGAGGAUGUGCAUUUCGGAAAACGGUUCACGCGGUAUGAGGUUAAGGAGGAUUGCGUGGUCGCGCAUUUUAGCGAUGGGAGCUCGUAUGAAGGGGCGAUGUUGGUGGGCGCGGAUGGGGCGCGGUCGCAGGUCCGGAAGCAGUUUUUGCCGGAGUAUCCGUUUGUGGAUACGGGGAUGCGGAUGAUUUAUGGGAAGACGUAUAUCACGCGGAGUCUGGAGGAGAGGAUUCAUGAGAAAGGUGUGGAGGGGAUGUCGCUGGCUGUGGAUGGGGAUUCAAAGGCGCCGAAGACGUUGCUGUUUGAGCCGAUGCGGCUCCCGAAAGGUGAAGGGUUGGGGAUCACCUUGCCGCGGGAUUAUGUCUAUUGGGUGCUUCUUGCUCAUCGGUCGCUUAUUCCAUUGCCGGACGAGGAGACGCUGAGGUUGAGUGGGGAGGAAUCCGCCCGGUUGUCCCUGGCAUUGACUGAGGAAUGGCACCCGUCUAUUCGGGUCCUGUUCGAGGAGCAGGACGUCACGCAAACAUCAACGUUGAGGAUGUCUUCGGUCAGGCCGGAUUUGCCGGCGUGGGAGCCCAAUCCUAGGGUGACGCUCCUCGGAGAUGCAAUCCAUGCCAUGCCCCCGACUGGUGGGCAGGGUGUGAAUACGGCAUUGCGUGAUGCGGCGGAACUGGUUCGAAGGCUCGUCGAGGCGAAGGGAUUCGGGCAGACGGGGGUGGAAGCCAUUGGGAAGUAUGAAGAGACACUGAGAGAGUAUGCGCGGGAGAGGGUCGGAGUGAGUUGGCAGGGAGGAUACAAGGCAUUUAAUCUGAAGUCUGUCGAAGAGUGUGAGAGUAUUGAUUUGUCGUGAUUGUCAUGAUGUUUAUGCGGAAGAGUUCAGUUACCGGUGCUGGGUUUUGGAUUGAGACUUGGGGUAGGGAGAUGAGGAAGGAAAAGAGAAAGAGAUGGUGUUAGCUAGCGAAAGUAAUGUAUAUAUCUGUAGUAAAUCAAGAUGAUUGCA
Messenger RNA from Aspergillus sclerotioniger CBS 115572, 1510 nucleotides. RefSeq names its product FAD-dependent oxidoreductase. The record is from RefSeq and is a predicted model, not a curated record. The coding region runs from base 143 to 1360 and encodes 405 amino acids. Gene Ontology annotation, molecular function: FAD binding. The transcript has a single exon. Lineage: Eukaryota; Fungi; Ascomycota; Eurotiomycetes; Eurotiales; Aspergillaceae.